AUGGCCGCCCAAGUGCCAGCUGCGCUGAAGACAGCCGACAUUACCCGCUUCGCCCACCGCGCAGCGCAGCUCGAGAAGCCCAAACCUAUCAUGGCAUACUGGUGCGAAUACUGGAUCGUCAACCAAAUUUUAUCCAAAGGCCUACACAAUGCGGACGAAGAGAGCCUAGUCUAUACGACAACAUUGAUGGACAAGCUCGAAAAGUUUAAAGCUGAACAUGUCCAAGAACCUGCGGUGACCGACGACGUGGUGGGGAAAACAUACGUGGAACAAUUUGGGCUGGAAACCUUCGAAAGAGCAGACAAUGCGGUGCGCGCAAACAAGGCCUCCAGGCAGACGGCAGACACCUUCCAAGCUUCGGCCACCUUUCUCGAUCUGCUUCAGAUUUGGGGUCCCGUGGAACCCGAAAUCGCCGCCAAAAUCAAGUUCGCAAAGUACCAUGCCUUGAGAAUAGCGAAAGCUCUGAAAGCGGGAGAAGAUCCAAAUUUGUCCAACCCCAAACCACAAACUCCGAGUGAGGAGGCUCCCCCGGCGCUGGACCCGGACGAUGCGGAAGUAAAGGCGAUAGAAGGAGGUAGGGACGGCACCAGACCAAGACAGCCCUCUGUUGUUGAAAUACCCGACGAGGCCGACAAGAUUCAGAGAAGCCUUGCGCAGCGGUCGCUGCUCGAUGAAUCCUUACAUCCCUCCCGAGACACAUCAAUGCCACCUCCGGCCACCAAGCAACCGUCGAUUACUGACGUUCUUAAUGAGGCAGAUCGAAUACAAAGCGAGCUUGCUCGUCAGUCAUCUAUCGACCAGUCCCUGCAUCCUUCGAGAGCACCUUCUGCUCCACUGGGGAGCGACGUGUCUCCUUUGCCAGAACAAGAUCCUGCUGCAUUCUAUACAAAUCAGACCGACACAGCUGAUAUUUCGCCGCUAGAGCCUCCUUCUGAGCGAAAGCCUUCGAUAGGAGGAAACUACUUCCCUGUGGUACCAUCAGAACCGGCAGAACCAGCCCUCCCGUCACCGCCAACAACGGUGGGCGAUGCUGCCCUAGACCUGCCCGCCGCACCUUCAGGACUUGGAAAAGUCAACACCGAUAUUCCUCCCGCACCGUCUGAACCCUCUCUUACAUCCGCACGGAGCGAGCUCGGCGCCGCUCUCAACCUGCCUACCCGUCACCAAUCUCCUCCUCUUCCGCCUCACCGCCACGGUACUCCUCUCCUACCAGCUCCAAUCGAUUCAUCCCACCAGAUUCCUCCCAAUUUCCAACCACAAGUCCCACCACCUCAACUUCCAGUCAAUCCACCACAGAUUCGACAAGCGCGUGGCCCCGUACCACCUAUUCCCCAUCAACAGCAAACCCCAGCUUCCAUAGCAGCGCCGUCGCCGAUUCAUCCUACCCGGAUAGCGGCAGUCUCAUCCCCACAGCCUCAACCAGUUAGCGUUGAGGUUGACGAGGAGGCGAUCUUGAAGGCGCAGAAGCACGCCAGGUGGGCGAUUUCUGCGUUGAACUUUGAGGAUGUCCCAACUGCAAUUCAGGAGCUGAGAGGUGCAUUGGCCUCUCUGGGUGGUCUUUGA
This is a messenger RNA of Fonsecaea nubica, 1563 nucleotides long. RefSeq lists its product as hypothetical. Lineage: Eukaryota; Fungi; Ascomycota; Eurotiomycetes; Chaetothyriales; Herpotrichiellaceae. Gene Ontology annotation, cellular component: multivesicular body. Gene Ontology annotation, biological process: late endosome to vacuole transport via multivesicular body sorting pathway. The record is from RefSeq and is a predicted model, not a curated record. The transcript is spliced from 3 exons. The coding region runs from base 1 to 1563 and encodes 520 amino acids.